AUGGAAAUAAUAUUUGGCAGAAAUAAGAAGGAGCAACUGGAGCCUGUGAGGGCCAGAGUAACAGGCAAGAUUCCAGCCUGGCUGCAGGGAACCCUGCUCCGCAAUGGGCCUGGAAUGCACACGGUGGGCGAGACCAGAUACAACCACUGGUUCGAUGGCCUGGCCUUGCUCCACAGCUUCACAAUCAGAGAUGGCGAAGUCUACUACAGGAGCAAAUACCUGAGAAGUGAUACCUACACUGCCAAUAUCGAAGCAAACAGGAUUGUGGUGUCAGAAUUCGGAACAAUGGCCUAUCCAGACCCCUGCAAAAACAUAUUUUCCAAAGCUUUCUCCUACCUGUCCCACACCAUCCCCGAUUUCACAGACAACUGUCUGAUCAACAUCAUGAGGUGUGGAGAAGACUUCUACGCGACCACAGAGACCAAUUACAUCAGGAAGAUCAACCCCCAGACCCUGGAAACCCUGGAGAAGGUUGAUUAUCGUAAAUACGUGGCUGUAAAUCUGGCAACAUCACAUCCUCACUACGAUGCUGCUGGAAGUGUUCUCAACGUUGGCACAUCCAUCGUGGACAAGGGGAAGACAAAAUACGUAAUCUUUAAGAUCCCUGCCACAGUCCCAGGGGGCAGGAAGGAGGGCCGGAGCCCCCUGAAGGACGCGGAGGUCUUCUGUUCCAUCGCCGCCCGCUCCCUCCUCUCCCCGAGCUAUUACCACAGCUUCGGAGUCACCGAGAACUACGUCAUUUUCCUCGAGCAGCCUUUCAAGUUGGACAUCCUCAAGAUGGCCACGGCCUACAUUCGGGGUGUGAGCUGGGCUUCCUGCCUGGCCUUCCACGGGGAGGACAAGACUCACAUCCACAUCAUCGACCGAAGGACGCGGAAGCCCGUGCUGACCAAGUAUCACACGGACCCCAUGGUGGUGUUUCACCACGUCAACGCCUAUGAAGAGGAUGGCUGCCUCCUGUUCGACGUCAUCGCCUAUGAGGACGGCAGCCUCUACCAGCUCUUCUACUUGGCCAACCUGAACAAGGACUUCAAGGAGAACUCCAGGCUCACCUCCAUGCCCACCCUCAAGAGGUUCGUGCUGCCCCUCCACGUGGACAAGAAUGCAGAAGUGGGCUCCAAUUUAAUCAACCUGUCGUCCACAACAGCACGAGCCCUAAAGGAGAAAGAUGGCCAAGUCUACUGUCAGCCGGAGUUGCUCUACGAAGGCUUAGAACUGCCUCGGAUCAAUUAUGCCCACAAUGGGAAGCCAUACCGCUAUGUCUUUGCAGCUGGAGUCCAGUGGAGCCCCAUCCCAACCAAGAUAAUAAAAUAUGACAUUCUCACCAAGUCCUCCUUGAAGUGGGGAGAGGAACACUGCUGGCCGGCGGAGCCCCUGUUCGUGCCCACACCGGGUGCCAAGGACGAGGAUGAUGGGAUUAUCUUAUCGGCCAUAGUCUCUACUGAUCCCCAGAAGUCGCCUUUUCUGCUGGUUCUCGAUGCCAGAACUUUUACGGAACUGGCCCGUGCGUCCGUCGAUGUGGAGAUGCACCUGGAUAUCCAUGGGCUGUUCAUCCCAGACGCAGGCUGGGACCUGGGGAAGCAGGCCUCUUCCCGGGAGGCGCCGGCUAGGGCUGCCGCCGGACGAGCGGCCCCACGGACCUGA
Molecule: messenger RNA, 1644 nt
Organism: Budorcas taxicolor (takin)
Lineage: Eukaryota; Metazoa; Chordata; Mammalia; Artiodactyla; Bovidae
Gene: BCO1
Product: beta-carotene oxygenase 1
Exons: 11
Coding region: 1-1644 (547 amino acids)
Biological process (GO): carotene catabolic process; retinal metabolic process
Molecular function (GO): carotenoid dioxygenase activity; beta-carotene 15,15'-dioxygenase activity
Source: RefSeq, a predicted model, not a curated record